AUGGAAGCGGCACGACGCAUUUUUGGGAAACUGCUUUGGGUGACGGCGAAAGACAGUAAGAUGUCGGAAAUAGAAGCAAAGGAUCAAACACCUGCUGUUAAUCAACGACAAAAAUUUUCGUCAUGGAGAACAGUUGUGCUCAGCAUCCUUGUGGUCGGCGCAGUUGCCUUUACAUGGGCGAUGUCAACACAGUUCAGCAAAACAGCUCUGGUGAUUGACCGCGAACAUUUCUAUGGACCUUACUCGAUGAUGUGGUUUAAUACAAAUUUCAUGAUGCUAUGCUAUCCGGUCUUUCUACUCUCCGAAGUGAUCUCAAGACGAACUUGGCGCAAGGCUCACGAAGAUGCGUCGUCAAUUUUUGGUCGCCGAGGUCUUCAUCCUUAUACGCUCCUUGUUUGCGUCUCACCGUUCCUCUUAUUCUGGAUAGGGGCCAAUUACACUUAUAGUGCUUCUUUGUUAUACAUUUCGCCCAGUGUGGCCACUUCGAUCUCAUCAUGCAAUGCUGCUAUGGUUUAUCUCCUUGCCAUUCUUCUGCUGGGAGAUAAAUUCGUGGCUAUGAAGUUAUUAUCCGUUGCAUUCGCAAUCGUUGGUGUGGCCGUGAUUUCCUUGGAUGGUGGAAUGCGUGGUGCAUGGCAAGGCAUCCUUCUAUCCGUCUCUUCAGCUGCAUCGGCAGCGUUGUACAAAGUGCUGUUCAAAAGAUUGAUGGGAAGUGCUAAUCUGGGGCAAGUAUCGCUUUUUAUGUCCUGUCUCGGACUGCUCAACUUUCUCUUCAAUUGGAUUCCAGUACUGAUUCUUCUACUCACCCGUGGUGAAUACAUUGAAAUCGCAUAUGUACCAUGGGGACCAGUGUUGGGUGCUGCAGGGCUGUCAUUGUUGUUCAACUUCUUUAUCAAUUUCGGGAUCGCACUUUUACACCCUCUUGUUGUCUCUGUUGGUAUGCUAAUGGGAAUUCCUCUAAACACAGUUAUCGACGUGCUGUUUCGACACGUGCCGGCGACGGCGAGUUUUAUUGGCGGUACAGGGCUGAUCAUCUUCUCAUUCAUCCUUAUAAUCCUUCCCUAUGAACUAAUUUGUCGAGGGAAGACGGAACAGCCAAUUGAGAGGUUCGACACCUAUGUAACGCGAAUGCAGGAAUUACCGGAUCAUAUACAGAAAGCGUUCCGAAGGAUGACUGACUACGGCUCCGCAAAUCGAGGAGAAUAA
Molecule: messenger RNA, 1203 nt
Organism: Necator americanus (New World hookworm)
Lineage: Eukaryota; Metazoa; Nematoda; Chromadorea; Rhabditida; Ancylostomatidae
Exons: 9
Coding region: 1-1203 (400 amino acids)
Source: RefSeq, a predicted model, not a curated record